Molecule: messenger RNA, 1216 nt
Organism: Sipha flava (yellow sugarcane aphid)
Lineage: Eukaryota; Metazoa; Arthropoda; Insecta; Hemiptera; Aphididae
Gene: CDK2AP1
Exons: 2
Coding region: 196-1047 (283 amino acids)
Cellular component (GO): nucleus; cytoplasm
Source: RefSeq, a predicted model, not a curated record
AAAAAAAAAAAAAUAAAAGCUCUGUAUUUGUUGUUACUCUAUCAUGGUAUUCAAUAACUGCAAUACUUAUUAUUAAUUAAGUUCUAUAUAUAUAUAUAUAUAUAUUUUUUUUUUAAAUUUCAAUUAAUAAACAGAGUAAGUGCAUAUCAAUUAUUUAUACUACCCAAAUUUAUUAGGUCAUUUACAUGUUACUCAAUGGACAAAAAAGUAAGAAAAAAAAGUAAAAUCAUGGAAAAUAGUUUACUAGAAGCAAUCAAGUCUGGCAACAUGGGAUGCCAUUCAGAGUUGACCAUCAUACCUAUAUCACAAAGUACAAAAACUAAUAGUCAAUAUGCAGUUUCUUCUACUUCUCCUCAGAGUACCGUGUCAUUAUCGCUUGUUCCAAAUUCAAGCGGUGGUAAAUCAAAAAAUAAACACUCUUUAUCAUCCAAUGCCCAAGGAGGUGCUCCACGUAAACGUGGAAAAUCCAGUAUGCCUCCAUUAAACCAUAUGACCUAUGAUAUGAACAAUUAUAAUCCUCUUUUGGACUUAACGAUGAAUCGAAAACAUUAUCCUAAUUAUAAUGCUCAACCUGAACAACAAUGGCCAUUUAAUUUACCGUUCAACUAUCCUGAAUUAUUAAUGAAUUUUAAUCAGGUUAAUAAAAGGAAACCAUAUUCUUAUGAACAAACUCAACAAACUAAAGAAAAGACUGCAGUAAACUAUAACAAAGAAAACACUCAAAAUAAAACAAAACAUUAUAAACAUGAACAUAUGCCCCCACCAACUUCUAAUACUAGUACUUCUACUACUACUGCUUCAGAUCGAAUAUCAGGACAGUUAGAAAAUGUAGAAAAAACAUUUGAUAUUGAUUCUUUAAGUAGUGAAGAUGGUUGGGCUAAAUAUAGAGAGUUAUUGGGGGUUAUUGAAGAAAUGUCAGGGUCUAUUAGACCAAUUUAUACAGGUUGUAAGAACUCUACAGAACGAUUGAAAAAAUCAAUUCAUAAAGCUAAAGCAUUAGUGAGUGAAUGUUUAAAAGAAGUAGAAAAAGUAUCAAGACAGCUUUAAAUAUCACACAUAUUUUAUAGAUAAAUAAUUAAUACAUUAUGAAUAAAAUUAUUGGCAUUUAUAUAUUCUGCAGCAAAAUAAAUUAAAUUAUGAUUUUGAAAACCACUAUAAGUUAUAGAUCAAAGAAAUUUUAAUGUUAAUUGAAUUUUAAUUAUAUUCGUUUUGGCAA